This is a messenger RNA of Halichondria panicea, 2557 nucleotides long. RefSeq names its product NADPH-dependent diflavin oxidoreductase 1-like. NCBI's taxonomy places the organism in Eukaryota, Metazoa, Porifera, Demospongiae, Suberitida, Halichondriidae. The coding region runs from base 64 to 1866 and encodes 600 amino acids. Gene Ontology annotation, cellular component: cytosol. The transcript is spliced from 13 exons. The record is from RefSeq and is a predicted model, not a curated record. Gene Ontology annotation, molecular function: flavin adenine dinucleotide binding; NADPH-hemoprotein reductase activity; FMN binding.
GAUAUUUAACUGACGAUCUUUACCUAAUACACAUGUCAGCUAGCUGAGCUGAGCCCCUCCACUAUGGCAGAGCUAGAGAGAGAUGUACGGUUGCUGGUACUGUAUGGCAGCCAGACUGGGACGGCCCAGGACACGGCGGAACGGGUAGGGAGAGCUGGGAGGCGUAGACAUUUCAGAACUAGAGUUAUGGCCAUGGACAGCUAUGAUAAGUCCGCUCUUGUGCGUGAGCCCGCUGUAGUGUUUGUGUGUGCCACCACUGGACAAGGAGAUGAGCCAGACAACAUGAAGCAGUUCUGGAGGUUUCUACUGAGAAGGAACCUACCGAGAUCAUCACUCUCUGGAACCAAGAUUGCGGUACUAGGACUGGGGGACUCGUCUUAUUCCAGGUAUAACUUCGUUGCUAAGAGACUGCACAAACGAUUAUUGCAGCUUGGAGCUAACCCACUCCUCCCUCUCACACUAGCGGACGAUCAACAUGACCUGGGACCUGACGCUGUUGUGGACCCUUGGUUGCAGAGCCUGUGUGAGCAGCUGCUCUCCCUCUAUCCCCUACCCCCCACACUGGACCCCCUGGAUGACUCCGUACUAUUGCCACCCAAAUACGAGUGUACUUUUGUCAGUGGCUGUACCUCAGAUGAUGUAAUGAUGACAUCAUCACACACUGCACCGUACACCAGGGGAAACCCCUACCACGCUCACCUGCUAUCCAACGAGCGACUCACACCGCCCACACACUUCCAGGAUGUACGACUAGUCACCUUCGAUAUCAAAGACUCUGGAAUAAGUCACAGUGCUGGAGAUGUGCUGAUGAUACAGCCUCAGAACAGCAGAGCAGCUGUGGACGAACUACUGACAUUGUUGGGACUAGAUCCGGACCAACUAUUCACUCUAACACAGAAUGACCCAGAUGUCCCCCUCCCCCUAACCUUCCCCACCCCCUGCUCCGUGGGUCACCUGGCCACCCACUAUCUCGACUUUCAGUCCAUUCCUCGACGGUCUUUUUUUGAGCUCCUCGCUCACUUUUCAGCGUCCAAUGAAAUGGAGAAAGAGAAACUACUUGAAUUCAUCACCCCUGAGGGUCAGGAGGAGCUCUUUACUUACUGCAAUAGACCAAGGAGGACAAUUCUAGAGGUUUUACAAGACUUCCCCACUUCCACUGCCAACUUACCGUUCCAGUACAUGAUUGAUCUGAUUCCCAUGCUCCAGCCGAGAGCCUUCUCUAUAGCAUCCUCGAUGCAGGCCCACCCAGGUCAAAUACAGAUACUCAUGGCAGUUGUAAAGUACAGAACAAAACUUCAUAAACCAAGAAUGGGUGUGUGUACCACUUGGCUGUCUUCACUGGACCCACUGACUGAAGCUGCUUAUGUACCCGUGUGGGUGGUCCCAGGUACGAUCAAGUUUCCACGACAAUCAGAAGAUCAUGUGAUCAUGAUAGGCCCCGGUACUGGCUGUGCACCGUUCAGAACUUACAUAGAGGAGAGAGUUAACAGUCAGGCCAAACCCAACGGUAACAUGCUCUUUUUUGGCUGUCGGUCGGAACGGGCUGAUUUCUUCUUCUCCAACGAAUGGUUGCCCCUAGUGACAAGCGGACAGUUGCAACUAUUCACAGCAUUCUCACGAGACCAAGAUAUGAAAGACUAUGUCCAACACCGUAUAAAGGAGAGAGGGGGUGUGGUCUGGGAGUGGCUACACACGAGAGGAGCACAUGUGCUCAUUGCUGGGAAUGCCAAGCAGAUGCCUACUGAUGUACAGGAUGCCCUGAGGGAUGCCUGUGUUGAACACGGGGGCAUGAGCCAGGAAGAAGCUGCUGCUCUACUCAAGACCAUGGAGACUAACAAGAGAUUGCAACUAGAGACUUGGUCAUAGCUAUGAACUUGCAAUUGUGAUAACACGUAUAGGUUAAUGUCAUCAUUCAUUGAACUAACUAAUACGUGUAUAUAACGUAUUAUCUGUUUAUUUAUUGAGAGAGAGUCGUUUUUUUUGGCAGUUUCGAUAAGUUUUCAAAUCAUAACAAUCACUCUUAUUUCCACACAAUAAUAUAAUUAUUAUAUACAUGCAUGUAGCUAGCUAAUUAUUAUGGAGCACACAAAACGCUGAAUAUAAUUAUAUAUACAGGUAUAGCACAUUAUUUUACAUACAAAAUGUACUAUUAAUAAUAAGAUAAGAUAAGUUACAUUUAAGUGCUCUGAACAAUCUUCCUAGUUCCUCCUCCAGCAUUCUCAUUGGUCGCCACACUCCCUUGUCCGGCCAGGUUCUUCGGCAUGUAGUGAGAUCCAUCACCAAUACGAGACGAGGGUAGGCACGGAAACAGCAAACCAAACAACCAGUUCUUCCCCAAAACAUCAGCAACAUUCCUGUGCAGAGCACGACCGUACAAAUGAUCGCUCUUCUGUAACUCGUAAAAAGUUUGUCCAUAGAACAUCUCGUAGAGUUGUAUCCCUAGCAAUAAACCAGCUCCCAUGGUUACAAAUCCAAUAAUAGACGUCUCGAACAUGACCAUGGGGUUGACGGGCAUGAUCUGAAACAUCCAAGCCAGCAUCGGAAAGACAAGUCCAGG